CAAAAUUAAUUAAUAUAUGAAAAAUAAUACAUAAAUAACAUAAUAAAUUAAACAUAUAAUUAAAAGUCAGAAAUAUUGUUUUUAGGUUGUAAGAAAUUCUAUUAAUCGAAAUCUGUAAAAAAAAUUUUGCGGCAUUCACUGGUGUUUUUUAACCGCAAUAAAACAAGUGGAAGUUUCGUUGAUAAGAGCAAAGUUCAUUCUAAUUGCUAGAAAUAACUUUAUUAGUUAACAGAAAAAAUAAAAUUAUCUUCCUUAAGCUUUUAAUAUUCCUUCUUAGUUUUAAUAUAGUAAACAAAGAAAUGGCUCUGAUUCCGGCUGUGACCCGACUCACUUCCUCUGUCAUAAGGAUCCUGGGCUGCAAUCCCAGUCCCAUGACGCUUCAAGGUACAAACACCUACCUUUUGGGGAGCGGAAAGAGGAGAAUACUGAUCGACACCGGCGAUGAGGACGUGCCUCAGUACAUUGCGCACCUAGGAGACGUACUGCAGGAGGAAAAGGCCUCCAUAGACACCAUCCUGCUGACUCACUGGCACCACGAUCAUGUCGGCGGCGUCAAGAGCAUUCUUGGCACCAAAUUGGCCGACAAGGAUUGCCGGGUAUUCAAGUUCGGUCGCACAGAUGCUAAAGACGAGUGUCCCGAGAUCCCGUCGCAUAUCAAACUCCAUCCACUUGUCCACAACCAGGAGUUUUCUACUGAAGGAGCAAAUGUCAAGGUGGUACACACGCCUGGCCACACUACUGACCAUGUGGUUCUAGCAAUGAACGAAGGAACGCUUUUCAGCGGAGAUUGCAUCUUGGGAGAAGGUACCGCUGUCUUCGAGGACCUGUUUGAGUACAUGAAGAGUCUGGAUAAGAUAUUGGACAUCAAGCCACAGCGCAUCUUUCCGGGUCACGGCAAUGUUAUUGAGGAACCGAUUGGGAAGAUUGAGUACUACAUAGCUCAUCGCAAUCAGCGCGAACAGCAAAUCCUGCAGUUCUUCGUCCAGCGACCCAGCGAACGCUGGCAGGCGAUGGAUGUAGUCAAGGUGGUCUAUAAGGAGACUCCGGAAAAUCUCUGGCCUGCCGCCGCCUACAAUGUGAACCACCACCUCAGCAAGCUGGAGAAGGAGGGAAAACUGCGGCUUAUCAAGUCCGAGGAUGAAGAUUUCUAUGUCUUCCAGCCAACAAGUGCGCUCUAGGUUGAUUUGCUUGCUUACAGUUUCAUGUCCCUAACAAUGUAAAUAACUAAUUCUUGUUUGUUAACAAUCGUUUAUAAAAAAGAUAUACUCAGAUAUUUUAUAUUAAUUAACAUUCUAUGGUGCAAGAAGAAUCCAUCGUGCCAUAGUUGCAUAGUUGUGGUAUGACCAUCGGAUAGCUACCUUUCUUAGUUCAAUCAAUUAAUAUGUAAAUAUUGUAAAUAUACAGAUACAUUUUA
Molecule: messenger RNA, 1414 nt
Organism: Drosophila eugracilis
Lineage: Eukaryota; Metazoa; Arthropoda; Insecta; Diptera; Drosophilidae
Product: beta-lactamase-like protein 2 homolog
Exons: 2
Coding region: 300-1178 (292 amino acids)
Cellular component (GO): mitochondrial matrix
Molecular function (GO): RNA endonuclease activity; single-stranded RNA binding
Source: RefSeq, a predicted model, not a curated record